AUGGUAUCAACUAAAAAUCCAAAUCGACUUCCAAUUUAUAAUCCCAAAAAAGCGCAUCAUCCUACAUCUACAAAUACGAAAUCUGCUCCAAUACAAACGACAACAACGACAGGAACAGGAACAACAUUCGAUUCGUCAACUUUGGAUCAACUACUAUUCAAGACAAGCCAAUUUCAAUCUUUUAUUUCUACUCUACCAGUAGGAAGUGGAAGUGGACCUUUUCUUCAUCCGUCUAGACAAGUCAAUCUCACUAGUCCUAAUCCUAUUCGUACAAGUAAUAUUACCACUCAAACGAAUCUUGGAGUGACCAGUAAUAAUCAACAAACUUUACCGCUCGGCGAAGAUGAUACCAAUAGAUUAGGUGUGUUGGGCUAUGAUCCUCUACAACCUUAUUUCGUCAACUGUCAAUCUCAAAAUCAUCAUUCUGCUCAACACCAACUACCGUAUAAUAUCAUAUCAUCCGAUAAUGCAUCUUCCGUGAGUCAAAUGACCGGAUCUCUCUCCGGUACCAGCUCCAGUAAGAAAACAAUCACAGUUGCACCGGCCAGUUCAGGGCUGGGGCUUACGAAGAAUCAGAAGAAAAAGAAGUCGAGGGGUAAUGGAAAUGGAAGUAAAGAAUUGAUCGUUCAAGUCAAAUUAUCUAAAAAAAUGGGGAAAGAGGAAGAAUGA
Molecule: messenger RNA, 669 nt
Organism: Kwoniella mangroviensis CBS 8507
Lineage: Eukaryota; Fungi; Basidiomycota; Tremellomycetes; Tremellales; Cryptococcaceae
Exons: 1
Coding region: 1-669 (222 amino acids)
Source: RefSeq, a predicted model, not a curated record